UGUGUUCUGUAGAGUAAUCUUUGUUUAUUUUUUUCUGAUUCGAGAAGCUUAAUAAAAUAAUAAUGGCUUAAUAAUCAACUUGCUUUCUGAUAAAAUAAACAUACAGCUAUGGAAAAAUCAUCAAUAAUAGAUAAAUCCACUUUGGACUUCACAAAUAUCCUUAACACGAUAAACAAGAAAUUCGAAAUAAUAAGUUGUACAUGGAGCGAAGAAAAGUCUUUUGAAAUCAAAUUUCGUACAGAGAUGGAUAAGAAUAGUGACGAUUUCAACAAACUUUGUGAUGAUUGGGUUGAUAUCUUUUCAGAUGUAACUAGUACUGUUUGGGCUAAAAAAACAUCUAAUACAGGACCUAAAGUAAAAUUUAGAAAACAGUACCAAUGCUGGACACACGGGGGCAGAGAAAUCCGGAAAGAGCUUCUCUUUGAUCCUAGAAAAUGUAAGGGGACAUUAGAUAUCAAAGUAUUGAGUGAUGUCAAUCCAUCGUCCAAGAACAAAUUUGUGAGAUUAGGACUAAAUGUUGUAGUCAAGAUAAAUUUUGUACAUUUGCACAAAGUGAACAUAACAAAUCCAUAUGCUUUCUUUGUCCAUGACUGUAAACCUCAAUCAACAGUUCCAAAAUGCCAAGCUAAUGGUAAUGAAAGGCUACCACAACUUGUUGCUGAGAUGCUUCAAAAAGGUGUGAAUUUUAUAGGAAGUCAAAAUCACCCCAAGGUAAAUUCACUCAACACAAACAAUGUAGAUCGAUCCCAAAGUUUCGACACUGAAAAAUUGGAAUCAUUGAAAGAGGACCAGAAUAGGCAAGAACUCCCAACACAGCUGAACCCAACAAUGGUAGAAAAAAGUGAUUUGAUACAAGAAGCCAUGCAGAUGAACUCUGUGCCAACAUUUCAAUUGGUCCAAGACAUACCUAUUCAAAAUAUAAGGUUGGAGUUUCAAUCAGGCUUGGAACAAUUUGCCCAAAUUUUAGUCAGUGAUUCUAACAUGAAUGAGCCUCUCAUAUGUCAACCUCUCCUAUUUGACAGUUCACAAUCCUUACCUCAUUUUGUCCAGUUGAAUUCCCAUUCUUUGUGCAAUCAAAACCAGUGUCAGUUCCUACAAUAAGAUCAGAAUAUACAAUUGACAAUAGAAAAUAAGUUCACAAGCCAACUAUCAGAAAUCUAGAAAUUGAGAAUUAUGGAUUCUCGAAUUCGACGGCCGGUAUAAGGCGAAUCGCUUAUUUUCUAUCGGCAAUAAGUUUGAAGCAUUAAAAUGUAAUUUAUAGACUGAUAUGAUCAAGUAUUAUUAUUUAUUUAUUACUUAUAAAAUAUUUAUACUCCUUAUAAUAAAUGAAUUCUAGUUGUC
Molecule: messenger RNA, 1341 nt
Organism: Coccinella septempunctata (seven-spotted ladybird)
Lineage: Eukaryota; Metazoa; Arthropoda; Insecta; Coleoptera; Coccinellidae
Exons: 2
Coding region: 109-1101 (330 amino acids)
Source: RefSeq, a predicted model, not a curated record